GGACGGACCAUCGGAUGAUAGAACUGCUUUUCAAUUGGCAGUUGAAGCAAUUUCGACCGUGAUGCUUGACGCCUCCGCCCGUGUCAACGAUUAGAAAUCCAUGCGUACAUCCAGUCGGUUGCUCUUCUCAAUCUGGAUUACCGCAUUCAGUCCUCAACGUCCCUGUCUCAUUUGCUUGCCCAUUUGCUUGUCUUGAUAUCGCGAAUGACCACUGAUACCUCCCUCCUAAGCAAUUCUUCGUCCGUCGGACGGGCCUCUCAAUCCUCACUUGGGUGUUAUAAGUUGUUCCUUCUUUCCUUCCCUCCCUAUCUCAUGGUCGUGGUUUCCCACUUGGCCCAGACGUGGUUGCCCAAGAAUUUACUGCCUCACCAACCAAACAAGCCCCGUUCCUUCCCUGACAGCUAGAGCCAGCCUCCUUCCCUUUCCCUGGCUCUGGCCAAACUAACAUCCAGCCACUCCCCGAGCCACUUCUUCUAAAAAACUAACAAUAAAAAAAGAUCAGGGUGGGCAACACCCAGAAUCACCAUCAUGUUCAAUCAACAUUCGGGGGAAAUGUUCCAACGGCGGUACAGAACAGAGAAUUCCCAGAUAAGCCAUCUACACAAUGUGGCCCCUGUUACCGAGGCCUCCCAGUUCCCCUCGCCUGCGGAUUCUUCCUCCGAGGACUUGAAUGCUCAAGCCCAGUCGGCGGAUAUGGCAGGAACCUGGGGCGAGCGUGAUGUGGGCGGGCCUGUGUCACGACCAACUGCAAUGGCCGAGUUCGACGAGGUGCGGAAAGAACUGACUAAGCUGAGCUUGCAACGCACUGUAACCCGAGAGUCUAAUGCCAGACCAGGCUCAAAGAGAUGGAGACAGCCUACCAUCACGAGAACCAGGACCAGGGAGUCAACAGCCGACACCGUCACCACCACCGGCACUGAUCACGAGCCCGAUGCAGAUCUCGCCGGAGAGAAAGACCUCGACAUCGGUGAGUUCCUCAAAGACGGCCAUUUCGAGAAGCGAACAGCGGAGGGGGAUGCAGCUAAGAAGGUCGGCGUCAUCUACAAGAACCUGACGGUCAAGGGUGUCGGUGCGAAGCCCACAUUCACCCGCAAUCUUCCUCAGGCAGUUCUCGGCACGUUUGGGCCUGAUCUCUAUCAUCUCAUUUGCCGUUUCUUUCCCCGACUCAAACUCGGGAAAUCCCCUCCUCUACGAAAUCUCAUCCAUGAUUUCACCGGGAACGUCCGUGAUGGUGAGAUGAUGCUAGUCCUUGGCAGACCAGGAUCAGGCUGCUCCACUUUCUUGAAAGUGAUCGCCAACAAGAGAGAAGCAUUUGCUGCCGUAGAAGGCGAUGUGACUUAUGGUGGCAUUCCAGCAGCGGAACAGCUCAAACGCUAUCGAGGUGAAGUCAAUUACAACCCGGAAGACGAUCAGCAUCUUCCAUCCUUGACUGUCUGGCAAACAUUAAGGUUUGCCCUUAUGAACAAAACCAAGAAGCAUGAUGCUGAUACCAUUCCCAUAAUUAUCCAUGCUUUGUUGAAGAUGUUUGGCAUCUCCCACACUGCAAAUACUCUGGUUGGCGAUGAAUAUGUUCGAGGCGUUUCUGGUGGCGAACGCAAGCGUGUUGGUAUCGCCGAGACUCUAGCGACCAAGUCCACCGUUGUCUGUUGGGACAAUUCCACCAGAGGCCUUGAUGCCUCUACCGCUUUAGACUAUGCCAAAUCCUUGCGGCUCAUGACCGACAUCUCCAACAGAACCACCAUUGUUACGCUCUACCAAGCAGGAGAAGAAAUUUAUGAACUCAUGGACACGGUUCUGCUGAUUGAGGGAGGUCGCAUGAUAUAUCAAGGGCCCGCCAAUCUCGCACGGCAGUACUUCAUCGACCUCGGCUUCCAUGCCCCAGACAGGCAGACCACAGCUGACUUCCUGACAUCCAUCGGGGACGUCAACGAACGUCAAUUUCUGCCCGGCAAGCAGGCAUCCACUCCAAAAUCAGCGGAAGAACUCGAGGCAGCUUUCCGCAAGUCUGACAUCUACAAACACACGAUAGCCGAGGUCGAGCGUUACGAACAAGAUUUGCACUUGACUGACUGCCAGAAUACUCGGAGAUUUCAGCAGGCCGUUGAAGAGCAAAAGAGCAACAGCAAGUUCAUCUCCUCACAAUCCAGCCACACGGUAUCUUUCUGGCGUCAAGUCCUCGCCUGUACGCUUCGCGAAUUCUGGCUUUUCUGGGGUGAUAAGACCAGUCUGUACACCAAGUUCUUCAUCAUCAUCUCAAACGGGCUGAUCGUGGGCUCACUCUUCUACGGCACUAGUCUGGGGACCGAGGGCGCUUUCCCUCGAACCGGUGCUCUCUUCUUCCUCGUUCUUUUCCUCGGCUGGUUGCAAUUGACUGAACUUAUGAGGGCGGUUAGCGGCCGAGUGGUCAUAUCCCGACACAAUGACUAUGCAUUCUAUCGCCCCAGUGCGGUGGUUAUCGCCAGAGUGCUUCUCGACCUUCCAUUACUGGCAGUGUCGUCCAUACUCUUCUCCAUCAUCCUAUAUUUCCUUUCUGAACUCGACGUUCAAGCAGGGAAAUUCUUCAUCAAUCUCCUUUUCGUCUACGUCAGUACACUAUCUGUCACGGCCUUGUACCGCAUGUUCGCGGCAUUGAGCCCUACCAUUGACGAUGCAGUCCGCUUUUCCGGCAUUGCUCUGAAUCUCUUGGUCAUAUUUGUUGGGUAUCCCAUCCCCAAACGCACUCUCACGGGCGAGGUGAUCUGGUUUGGUUGGUUAUAUUACAUCAAUCCACUAUCCUACGCCUUUGAAGCGGUCGUGACCAAUGAAUUUUCUGGCAGGACCAUGGAGUGCUCGCCGAUGAAUCUGGUCCCUCAAGGCCCGGGUGUUGAACCCCAAUAUCAAGGCUGCGCGGUGCUAGGUUCAACUCUUGGAAGCCCCUUGAUUGACGGUGACGUAUACUCGAGCUCCAAUUUCGGCUACUCACGGUCUCACCUUUGGCGUAAUUUCGGUGUUAUCAUCGCGUUUACUGUUCUGUACAUACUGAUUACUGCUGUCGCAGCAGAAGUCUUUUCGUUCGCAGGCGAAUCUGGGGGUGCGCUUGUGUUCAAGAAGACGGGAAAGACUCAGCGGAUGGUACAAAACGAGAGGAAGCCGACAGACGAAGAGACAGCAGCAGUCACAUCUCCACCUUCGUCGGCGACGUCUUCGAACGCAUUGGAUGAUGAAAAAGUCACGCCAGGAAGCAAUCUCGUGGAAAGUAAAAGUAUCUUCACAUGGGAGGAUGUGCGAUAUGAAGUUCCGUAUCAAGGGGGAACUAAGAAAUUGCUGAAUGGGGUCAACGGUUACGUGAAGCCAGGGAUGAUGAUCGCACUGAUGGGGGCGAGCGGGGCGGGGAAGACCACGUUGCUCAACACUUUGUCGCAAAGGCAGACGACGGGCACUGUCUCGGGAGACAUGCUAGUGGAUGGCAAGCCGCUCGGAAUCGAGUUUCAAAGAGGGACUGGAUUUUGCGAACAGAUGGAUCUACACGAUGAAACGGCGACGAUUCGAGAAGCUUUGGAGUUCUCGGCAAUUCUGAGACAAGAACGGUCGGUCCCGAAGCAAGAGAAGCUGGACUACGUGAACCAGAUUAUUGAUCUGUUGGAGCUGAAGGAUAUCGAAGACGCAAUUGUUGGCUCACUAGGGGUUGAACAAAGGAAGCGACUCACGAUUGGGGUUGAAUUGGCGGCGAGACCGGAACUGCUCCUGUUCCUAGAUGAACCAACGAGUGGCUUGGAUUCCCAGUCGGCGUUCUCGAUUAUUCGAUUCCUAAAGAAGCUCUCACAGUCUGGACAAGCAAUCAUCUGCACAAUUCAUCAACCUUCAUCGAUGCUGAUCCAGCAGUUUGAUAUGGUUCUGGCCUUGAACCCCGGCGGCAACCCGUUCUAUUUUGGACCGGUGGGUGAUAAUGGUUCUGUGAUUGUCGACUACUUUGCAAAGAGAGGGACGCAGUGUCCGCCACAAAAGAACGUUGCUGAGUUCUUGCUCGAGACUGCGGCCAAGGGUGGAUCCAAGGGAAAAGAUGGCAAGCGUGUUAAUUGGAACAAAGAAUGGCUUGCGUCGGAACAGUAUGCGGAUAUGAUGCAGGAGAUUCAACGCAUUAAAGAAACUCGGGUCGACCGGCCGUCGAAGGAGUUUGGCGCCCAACAUGCAUUCGCUGCACCGGUCGGCCUGCAGACGUUGGAGCUGACGAAGCGGACGUUCCGACAAUACUGGCGAGACCCAUCGUACCUGUAUUCGAAGCUGUUUGUCAGCGUCAUCAUUGGCAUAUUCAACGGUUUUACGUUCUACAACCUCGACAACAGCUUCACAUCUUUGCAGUCGCGGAUGUUCACGCCUUUCUUGGUUGUGCUGAUUCCUCCGACGAUCGUCAACGGGGUGGUGCCCAAGUUCUACCAGAAUCGGUCUCUCUGGGAAUCUCGAGAGCACCCAAGUCGGAUAUAUGGAUGGGUUGCGUUUUGCACAGCGCAGAUUGUGGCGGAAAUUCCGAUGGCGGUGGUGUCGUCGGUCAUCUACUGGCUACUGUGGUACUACCCGACCAACCUACCUCGAGACAGUAGCACGGCAGGAUACAUGUUCCUGAUGACGAUGCUCUUCUAUCUCUUCAUGGCGAGCUGGGGUCAGUGGAUCUGUGCAUUCGCACCGAGUUUCACCAUCAUCAGCAACUGUUUGCCGUUUUUCUUCGUGGUGACGUCUGUGAUCAAUGGGAUCGUGAGGUCAUAUGAGCAGCUGCCGGCUUUCUGGAGAUAUUUUGUGUAUUACCUGAACCCGGUCACGUACUGGAUAGGGGGUUCGCUGGCAGCGACGAUGCACAAGCUUGACAUCGAAUGCAGGACGGAGGAGAUGACGCUUUUUAACGCUCCGGCAGGCGAGUCGUGCGAGGGAUACGCUGGCGACUUUGUUCGGGGGGCGACAGGGUAUGUGGAGGCUCUGACGAAUGGAACGUGCGCCUAUUGUGGUUUUAGGACUGGGGACGAAUAUCUCGCGACACUGAACAUCCAGGCGAGUGAGAAGUGGCGAGACUUUGGGAUCUUUUUGGUGUUUGUCUUUACCAACUGGCUGUUGGUAUACGUGUUUAUCUACACGGUUCGGGUGAGGAAGUGGACAUAUGGGAUGGGACCGCUGUUUGAUGGGCUGGGAAAGGUGGUGCGUAAAAUUCAAAGGAAGUGAAGGAAGGCCAGGGAAGUGACUUGCAAGGAUGGAGUUGCAUAUGGCUCUGGCGUUGGCGAGGAGUGGUUAUGACGAGGGAGUCAGAGGGCCAUGGAUUUGGUUUUCGAUCCUGUGAUACUGUAAAUUGAUGGACCAGGGAAAAGUGAACAUGCCAAGAUAGAAUGAAACGUACAGAUGGAGAUAGGUUAUUGUUGUCUACCUGUGCAUAAGCAGUUUCAAUGACGUCGAAGGGCUUUAUGGAUAGUUUCAUCGUCAGCCAACGUGUACGUACAGGGUUGGAUAUCUGGUGAUUGAACCAUCAGGAUGAGAGACGAGGGCAAGGGUGUGGAUGUGGGUGAAGCGUCGUCAGCGCCAGCGUGGUCCUUAAGCGAACCAGGCAUACGGAGUACACACCAGGUCAAUUGGAUUAUGUAGUAGUGGAGAUGAAUCGGACGAGAAGGUUGACAAGGCGGACGAAGCAGUAUGCUCAUUAUUAUCAGGAUAUACUUA
Exophiala mesophila is the source of this 5676-nucleotide messenger RNA. RefSeq lists its product as uncharacterized. Bases 529 to 5187 code for a protein of 1552 amino acids. Lineage: Eukaryota; Fungi; Ascomycota; Eurotiomycetes; Chaetothyriales; Herpotrichiellaceae. Gene Ontology annotation, biological process: transmembrane transport. Gene Ontology annotation, cellular component: membrane. Gene Ontology annotation, molecular function: ATP binding; ABC-type transporter activity; ATP hydrolysis activity. The record is from RefSeq and is a predicted model, not a curated record. The transcript is spliced from 2 exons.